Molecule: messenger RNA, 1659 nt
Organism: Salvia miltiorrhiza (redroot sage)
Lineage: Eukaryota; Viridiplantae; Streptophyta; Magnoliopsida; Lamiales; Lamiaceae
Product: 7-deoxyloganetic acid glucosyl transferase-like
Exons: 2
Coding region: 132-1583 (483 amino acids)
Molecular function (GO): UDP-glycosyltransferase activity
Source: RefSeq, a predicted model, not a curated record
GACUUCUCACAAAUGAGAGUUUUUGAGUGCCUCAAUUUUACCACUUGAACUAGACCUAUCGACAUAUCAUUACAUCUAUAAGUGCACAAAAUCAUAUUGCAAGAAUAUGACUAAACCAAAAUAGCAAAAAGAUGAGUUCCGACUUAGAAGAGGAGCUGCCGCCGCACGUGGUGAUUUUCCCAUUUCCGGCGCAGGGCCACAUGAAUUGCAUGCUCAAUCUCGCUCAUCUCUUCUGCUUAACCGACUUCCACGUCACCUUCGUCGUGUCGGAAUUCAGCCACCGCCUCCUCCUCAAGAACACCUCCGUCCCCGCCACCUUCGCCGCCUAUCCCGGCUUCCAGUUCCGGAGCAUCCCCGACGGCCUCCCCGACGAUCACCCCCGCAGCGGCGCGAGAGUCGCCGAUAUCGUCCCCGCCGUCGCAAACCACAUGAUCCCAAAUUUCAAGAAAAUGAUGGCCGAGGAAGACUUCCUCGCUUCCCCCCACCGUAGGCCGGCCACGUGCUUCGUCGCCGACGGCUUUCACGGCUUCGCCGCUGACUUCGCGGAGGAGAACGGCCUUCCCUUGAUCUAUUUCCGAACUCCUAGUGCCUCCUACUUGUGGGCUUAUUUUCAUGUCGAUCAUCUCAUUCAAGCUCAAGAAAUUCCCAUCAAAGACAAGUCGAUGGAUGGAUUAGUGAAAGGCAUACCAGGAAUGGAAGGAUUCCUCCGCCGCCGCGACCUGCCGGGCUUCUUCCGCACCGACGACGUAAACGACCCGCUUCUGCAGAGCUUAGCAGCGGCGACGAGGCAAAUCGUACGAGCACAAGCAGUCAUCUUCAACACUUUCGAUGAUUUGGAGGGGCCGAUUGUAUCACUCAUGCUCGAGAAAUUGCCAAGAAUCUUCACUAUCGGUCCAAUCCACGAGCAGCAGAAGUCGAGGCUCAUGGAAAAGAAAUCCAAGGCGUCAAUUGUUGCAGGCAAUUUCUGGGCGGAGGAUCGGAGCUGCAUAGAUUGGCUUAACGCUCAGCCUCGGAGAUCGGUGAUCUAUGUGAGCUUUGGGAGCAUAACAGUUGUGACGAGAGAGCAAUUGAUGGAGUUCUGGCAUGGUUUGGUGAAUAGCUCGCAGAGAUUCUUGUGGGUGAUGCGCCAGGAUUCCGUCACCGGAAAAGAUGGAGACGAUCGAGUUCCGGCCGAGCUGCCGGAGGGUACUAAUGAAAAGGGUUACUUUGUGAAGUGGGCCCCGCAGGAGGAGGUGCUCAACCACCCUGCGGUGGGUGGGUUCUUGACGCACAGUGGAUGGAACUCGACUCUCGAGAGCAUUGUCGCUGGCGUGCCGAUGAUCUGCUGGCCUUAUUUCGGGGACCAAACUAUUAAUAGUAGGUUCGUGGGCGAGGUUUGGAAGAUUGGUAUUGAUAUUAAAGAUAGUUGUGAUAGAUUGAUUAUCGAGGAGGCGAUUAGAGAGAUUAUGAUAGUGAGGAAAGAUGAGUUCUUGGAAAGGGCAGAUGGUAUGGCUAAAAUGGCUAAGAAGGCUGUGGAAAGAGGAGGUUCAUCGUAUAGGAAUUUGGAUGCUCUAAUUGAGUAUAUUAAGUCAUUGAUAACUUGAUUUAUAUUUGACCUAAUGGAAAAUUAGAUCGCUUUGUAGUGUAUUUUAAUAGAUCAUGAAUCAUAAAUCUUUUAGA